Messenger RNA from Dromiciops gliroides (monito del monte), 1131 nucleotides. Its product is annotated as translation initiation factor IF-2-like. The coding region runs from base 1 to 1131 and encodes 376 amino acids. The record is from RefSeq and is a predicted model, not a curated record. The transcript has 3 exons. Lineage: Eukaryota; Metazoa; Chordata; Mammalia; Microbiotheria; Microbiotheriidae.
AUGCAGACCGACAGGGCCCGGGCCGCCCCCUACGCAGGCCCCCACUCUCCGCUAGGGGCUCGAGAGGUGCCAGAGGGCCAGGUCUGGGAUCCCGCCGGCCUGGCUCCGCCCCUUCCCCGUGGCCCCCUUCUCGGUGUCCCGAGUCGACGCUCCGCCCCCGCUCGCCUCCCCCCACCCCCUCGGUGCCGAUGGGCAGAGACGGGGCCCCGGGAGCCGGUGGGGGGGCAGGGGAGGGAGGGAGGGAGCGGGGCCCCAAAGCCCCUGGACGGCUCUUCCCUCCCCUCCGCCGCCUUGGCCCGCGCCGCCCCGGCCCGCGCCAGCUGCGUGCGUGGGGGAGGGGACCGGAGAGCGGGUCCGAGCGCGCGGAGGCGGUGGCUGCCGCCGCCGCCACGGCCAAGGCCAUCGCCGCCCCGGCCGCAGCCGCGCGGACUCAGCAGCCCGAGCCCUCGGGGCGCAGCGACGACCAACGCUGAGCGGCGCCGGCCGGCCGGCCCUCGGCGGGAUUCUGACGUCGGGGGUGGGGCGCCUGGCGGGCGGGCACUCACUAGGCGGCUGGGCGCCUGGCGGGCUGCAGCGCGGUGCGGUGCACAGCCUCGUGCGGACCCGGGGCUGCUGCGGACGGCGAGGCGGGCCGGAGAGAGGCGCGGCGGCGGGAGCGGGAGCGGCGGGAGCGGCGGGAGCGGCGGCGGCACCGAAGGAGCGAGCCUCAGCCGUCCGGCCCCCCUCGGGCCCGCGCGCCCCGCCGUGCAUGGGGAAGCCCCCCGCGGAGCGCCCCGGAGCCAAGAGGCCGCCGGCCCGGCCCCCUCCGGGCCCCGCCCCCAAGCGGGCCCCGGGCCCGGCCGCGCCCGCCGCCGCCGCCGCCGCCGCCGCGCCCCGCUCGGCCUCACUGAGCCCCGGCCCCCGCGAGCGCGCGGCUUCCGCCGCUCCCGCCGGCAGCCGUUACUGCGGGCCCGGCGCGGCCCCGGGCCCGGCCUCGGCGCCGCGCGCGCGCCGCCCUCGCGCCCGCCCCGCCAGGGCGCCCGCCCCGCGGAGGGCGGGCCGAGGCCGCGCCGCUUCCGGUCGCCGGGGCGGGCACGCGGUGGCCGGAAACCGGAAGCGGCGCCGAGGCCGCUUCCGGUCUCCCGCCGCUGA